This is a messenger RNA of Amoebophrya sp. A25, 2373 nucleotides long. Lineage: Eukaryota; Dinophyceae; Syndiniales; Amoebophryaceae. The record is from the annotation of a GenBank genome assembly.
CUCGGUCUUCGGUAUGUCAUUUGCUCUGCAAUCUUAGAGCUGGACGUUAUAAUGUAGAUCGGAUUCAGAAAUAGAUUGGCUGCUUCAUCUGGCAAGUAAGCAAGAGCUGCUGAGCAUCGGUAUUAUCUUUUGUUAUGGCUCUGCGUGGUUGUGUUUGUGCUCCUACAUGGCUUUUUGUCCGACGCUUCUGUUUGUCAUAGAUUUUUUUUGCCUAUUUUUUGAGGUCAGAUUUUCAUGUGCAUUUUUUUUUGCAUAGAAAUACAGCUUUCAUCUUUAUUUUUUGUUCCUAUUAGUGUGCUUGCUAUACCAAGCAACCUCGCACAAUCAUGUUUGUCGGAAAUCUUCAAACUCCUUGCCGACCUGUAUCAUGCAUGGAGACCCAACUCCAAGUUUUUUGAAAUCGUCCGGAAAAAAAAACAGGAGCAGUUAGCAUCACUUGUUGUUAUCAGCUGUUAAGUGUUACCCUAGCCCUUUGCCUUUCCGCUUUUUCCGUCUCGGCAAAGAUUUUUCGUUCUUGCUUGGUGGCUUCGUUCUGGAACGCGGUUGUCCUUCCUACUAAGAAUCUAAUCUAUUUCCAUCUUCGAAAAAACCAGCACUAGCUGUAGAUAAAAACUUGCCGUUUCACUUUUGAUUCAAUUUUUCGGUUAAAUUUUGCGAUACCACUUGUUCCAGGAGAGACUGGUCACCGGUGGAAGCCCAACAUAACCGCAAUCAUGGAGCCGACUCUCUCCUUAGUCUCGACGUCCCCGCUCUUCAUUGCCAACUCGGGCUUUGAUCCGCUCAGCAGGUACUACUGUGCAUCUCCGUCGUCGAUAAAUGAUUCAAACUUUCAACUUGAACUUUCUUCGAUGAUGAAUACUAUCAUGCAGAUAGAUCACGUUAGUGCUACAACAAAAAUCGAUUUCUUCUCAACUCUUCCUUUAUUCUUGUCAUCAGUACUCUUUCGAGGAGCUUCUUGACGCAAUCGACUCUGGGAAGUCCCGUUGGUCUUGAGGUCCCACAGUGGGGUGCCGUCAAGUUGCCGCAUAACCGAUGGCUCACGGGUAUUGGACUCUACUACCGCCCACACGUUCCGGGUGUCACAGACGUUUCCCCUAAGAGUGAAAUCGCGCACACCGAUAGCGUUGAAACUGUGGUAGUAGACGUGGAAAAGUGAUUUAAUAAAUUUUUCUUAUCAAAUGCGAUCCUAAUGACGCACUUUAACGACAGUGGAAUAAUGCAGGUAGCAGGCGACGUAAAGAGUAGAGGAGAAUUGGGGUAUUCAACAAGAGUCGACGAAUGCUAACACUCGGCACUGCACCACAGGGGGAUAAAAAGAUCUAUACAUAAUGUACUGACUUCUACACUAUUUUGUGUAGAAGUAUCUACUUCUUGAUCUUGUCAUAGGAGAAUCGGAUAGGAUUAGAUUAAUAAAACAGCAUAAGGUCGUGUAGGCAAAAUGUCUACAAGCGAUUUCGGUCAAAUCAAGAUGGCUUCAAAGAUUUCUUGCCACUUGUCAUUACACAUUUUUCAUAUGGGAAUUGACAUGAACAUGAUACUGAUAGGCGAUGGAUCUCUAUGACUUGGAGGUUGUUUCGUGGUUUCUUGUGUAUAAAACUUUUUGAUGUUUUCACCGUCGUUGGUAGUAAAUUUCUUCUACAUGAUUUAUGGAAAGCGUUCACAGUUUCGAUACUGAUCUUGUAGUUUCUUACAAUGAAUGCAACGUUUCUUCUUCGUUUAUUUCUCCGCGACUCGUCGAUCGGAUAGGCCAACAACAUCGUGAUUUCUAACUUAGUUGAAGUGACACCGUUCUAUGUUUGGAUUUUGGUUUUUUGCUUGCGAGACACUGACUUGUUGUUGUUCGACAUAGAUACGCAUGAAUGACGAGGGGCAUGGUAUGAUCGUGUGAUUCUGGUGACCAGUAGGAAUCUGCUCCUGGUUAGCAGAAUCAAUGUGGUAGGUAAGUAACUUUUUGGGCACUUACAGUUUCAUCAGGUAAGAUUGAUGACAAAUCCAAUCCCGGUUGUGCUUUUGCGUUGCAAUUAUUCGAUUGGCACUUUUCUCUCAAUCGAUGAUCCCAUUGGCACUUUCUUUCAAGCAGGAUGUGCUGGAAAAAAGAGAAGCAGUGUCAUCGCAUUUAUGACGAGGAGACGCAUAUUUAUACCCUCCUGUGGUUGUGUAGUCUCUAUCCAUCGGAUAUCGGUGGGAAUUGCACUGGCAGGCAUGAAUACGGGAAUACUAAUUGUCGCAUAAAAUAUUCACAUACACAUCAAAUUCAAAAGGAAAUGAUCAAGGGAAUCACGUGAUGCACAGGGAAAUCAACAUAGAUGUAGUCUUAACAGCGUCAGACUUUUCGGAAUCUGCAACGACGCUAUUUUUGCACAGGGAAAAUGA